AUGUGUGAAAAAUUAGAGUUUCUAUUAUUAGAGCAAAGUAAUGAGGCUGAUCUUACAGCUUCAGGGGAACACGAAAAUCAAGUUGAGCUAAUCCAAAGAAAAAUUUACUUUCCCGAUAACUUACUUACUUAACUAUCUGGUGUUUAAGGUGUCUAGUGCCGCAGCCCAAAAGGGCCUAUGGCAAAACUGAUGACGUAGGCGAGCCAUCUUGGUACAGGUCAGCCCCGUCCAAGCCUUCUAUCAACUCCUGCUUCACCGGCCUUGCUGCACGUCUCACCUGGCGCGUUGCCGUCGCCCUUGUCGCUCGACUCAGCUCCUGCGCGUGUUCCGCCUAAGGGUCAUCCUCCCGUGGGGAUGUGCUGAGAGGUAAAAGCCCCGAAAUCUUGAGUGGACUGAGGAGUGGUUCCUCUGGUUAUCCCCAGAGUUAAACCGCUAUUGCUGUCCAGAAGUCUUCGAGUGAAAACCUAACCCUAUAAAUAAAAUUCCAUGAGGGAGAGAAAAUUAGCAGAGCUAAUUUCUCUCGAACCGAAUGCCAUUUUAUUUAUACUUUCCCGAUAACACUUCAAUAAUAUCAUGAGAUGCUAAAGCAAAUGAAACAACUGUCCAUGCCAAUAUUCUUCCGGUAUCAAUCUUAAGCUAUUGGGGAAGAGCAAUGACUUGUCUUUUUUCAGAUACUCAACUUUUUAUAUACGGCGGAUUCAAAAAAAAUUGAGAUGGAAUAAAAGAAGCAAUGAUUGUUGAUUUAGUUUCAAUGGAAGUAAACUUAAAAAAUCAGGAAGAAAGCGGGGUGGAGCAGGCCUGGCUCUAA
Molecule: messenger RNA, 808 nt
Organism: Blepharisma stoltei
Lineage: Eukaryota; Ciliophora; Heterotrichea; Heterotrichida; Blepharismidae
Source: the annotation of a GenBank genome assembly